UGGUCUCAAAAUGCCGCGACUGGGACAUUUUCGGGGAAUCCCUCCCUGUCUGUGGUGGUCUCGCAGUACAUGAUAAGUUUGCAGCGCCGCAAGGUGCGCGCUGGCGAGGAGGUUACAAGUGCGCGCGCAAUCACUCAUGAGACUAUGCGGCAGCUCUGGGAGUUCAAUAUCAAGUAUUCGACUGAUCGCAGGCGCACAACAUCGCGCAAGCGGAAGGCUGAGCAUCCAGAGGACUGGGCGGGUUACCGGGUUCGCCAAAUGUUACAACUCCUCUACAUUGUGUCAAUGCUGUGUUUGCUCCGCUUCGACGAAGCAUUGCGA
This is a messenger RNA of Rhodofomes roseus, 321 nucleotides long. RefSeq lists its product as uncharacterized. The annotation marks the transcript as partial. The record is from RefSeq and is a predicted model, not a curated record. NCBI's taxonomy places the organism in Eukaryota, Fungi, Basidiomycota, Agaricomycetes, Polyporales, Fomitopsidaceae. The transcript has 2 exons.